Molecule: messenger RNA, 249 nt
Organism: Staurois parvus
Lineage: Eukaryota; Metazoa; Chordata; Amphibia; Anura; Ranidae
Source: the annotation of a GenBank genome assembly
CCGUCAGCUCUGUCAUGUGAUCAACUGUGUCCAAUCACAGCUGAUUGCUGAUCAUCAGUGUAGCCCCAUCAGUGCCAACUGUCAGUGUUCAUUAAUGCCAACUAUCAGUGCCCAUCAAUGCCACAUAUCAGUGCCUAUCUGAGCUGCCAAUCAGCGCCACCUAACAAUGCCCGUCAGUGCCGCCUAACAGUGCAGUCUAUCAGUGCCCAUCACUGCAGCCUCAUUAGCGAACAUCAGUGAAGGAGAAAA